Symphalangus syndactylus (siamang) is the source of this 3504-nucleotide messenger RNA. It is a transcript of the gene CDC37L1, whose product is annotated as cell division cycle 37 like 1, HSP90 cochaperone. Gene Ontology annotation, cellular component: cytoplasm. The record is from RefSeq and is a predicted model, not a curated record. Gene Ontology annotation, biological process: protein folding; protein stabilization. Gene Ontology annotation, molecular function: heat shock protein binding; protein-folding chaperone binding. Lineage: Eukaryota; Metazoa; Chordata; Mammalia; Primates; Hylobatidae.
UCUUCCGCUGUCCGCCGGUGGCUAGGCCCAGGCUAUCGCGGGGUGUACAGCGGCGUCGCGGCCAGUAGAGGGAUUCUGGGUAACGGCCCCGGCCCCCGGCUGGGGUUCUGGCUCGGCGCAGCAGGUUCCACUCACGCCAAGUCUGUUGGCAGUGGCAGUUGUAGGGCCGGGGGCGGUUGUAGGACCCGGAGCAGCCGGACAUGGAACAACCGUGGCCGCCUCCGGGACCCUGGAGCCUCCCUCGGGCCGAGAGUGAGGCUGAGGAAGAGAGUGACUUGGACGUGUUCCCCAGUUCUCCCCGCUGCCCGCAGCUGCCGGGCGGCGGCGCCCAGAUGUAUAGCCAUGGAAUUGAAUUGGCUUGCCAAAAGCAGAAAGAGUUUGUGAAGAGCUCUGUGGCGUGCAAAUGGAAUCUUGCUGAAGCUCAACAGAAACUCGGUAGCUUAGCACUGCAUAAUUCUGAGUCCUUGGAUCAGGAGCAUGCUAAAGCACAAACAGCAGUAUCAGAACUGAGGCAACGGGAAGAAGAGUGGCGACAGAAAGAAGCAGCUCUGGUACAAGGAGAGAAGAUGUGUCUGUGGAGCAUGGAUGCCAUUAGCAAGGACGUUUUUAAUAAGAGUUUUAUUAAUCAAGAUAAAAGAAAAGACACAGAAGAUGAAGAUAAAUCAGAAUCAUUUAUGCAAAAAUAUGAGCAAAAAAUCAGACAUUUUGGUAUGUUGAGUCGAUGGGAUGAUAGCCAGAGAUUUUUGUCUGACCAUCCAUACCUUGUAUGUGAAGAAACUGCUAAAUAUCUUAUUUUAUGGUGUUUUCACCUAGAAGCUGAGAAGAAAGGGGCUUUAAUGGAACAAAUUGCACAUCAAGCUGUUGUAAUGCAGUUUAUUAUGGAAAUGGCCAAAAACUGUAAUGUGGAUCCAAGAGGGUGUUUUCGUUUAUUUUUCCAGAAAGCCAAAGCAGAGGAAGAAGGUUAUUUUGAAGCAUUCAAAAAUGAACUUGAAGCUUUCAAGUCAAGAGUAAGACUUUAUUCUCAAUCACAAAGUUUUCAACCUAUGACAGUUCAGAAUCAUGUUCCCCAUUCUGGUGUUGGAUCUAUAGGUUUAUUAGAAUCCUUACCACAGAAUCCAGAUUAUCUUCAGUAUCCUAUCAAUACAGCUCUCUGCAGCUUAAACUCGGUGGUACAUAAAGAAGAUGAUGAACCCAAAAUGAUGGACACUGUAUAAUUUGGUUAAGACUGCUGAGGCCAAGUGCUAUUUUGUUACAAGAAAGGAAUAACUUGGCUAUUUUCUUGACACUUUUAUGGGUGCUGCACUUUAUUUUUGUUCGGUUUUUGAUGGGAGGGAAAGAGUACUGAAAUGUUUUGUAAAUUUUUUUUAAUGUGCUGCUAGGUUUUUUGUUUUGUUUUGUUCUAAAGAGAGGAGUGGUACCAUAUGUUGCAGGAAGUCAAACUGGACUUUUUGUGGCUACUAAAUUUGCCUUUAAUCUUAUUGUUCUCAAUUUUGGAAUCAAGUAUGAAAAUCUGCACAAAUGCAAUGUUUACAGGAACUGGUUGAUUCUGGGAGGCAUCUGCCACAGUCUCUUUUUAUAUGGGUAUGUACGUGUCCUGUUCUACAAACAUGAUUAAAGAUAAAAACACACUUGUAUCCCACUGCUAAUUUAGCUGUCAAAUCUGGUGUUUCAUCACAUUAAACGCAAUAAAUCAGUAGUUGGUAAUGUACUUUACUAAAUAAGUUGGGGGGGUACAAUUUUUAAAAGUCUUAACUCUUAAAUGCUUGACUUUCGACACCAUCAGUUAAAUCCUUGACUAUAAUACAAAUUUGAUAUAAACGUUACAUUUACCCUCAAAUGAUUCUUAAAACUAUAUUCUUUAGAAUUUGAUUUUACCCUGCUGACUUUAAGAGUUAUAGUAAUAUCAAACAUGAUGAGCUAAUGUAGAUUUUCUUUUUAAAUAAGAAUAACUUCAAGCUCACUCUUUCUUAACAUAGUCUGGGGUCUCUCAGGGAGUAAGUUUUAAAAGAAUACUAAUGGCUUGUAAGAACAAACGGGAAUAAUAAUCUGAUUUUUAAAUUUGUGGUUAUUGUUUCACUCUCAUGUAGCCUUUUAAUUUUUUUUUUUUGUUUAUUUUUUGAUGUAGCCUUUUUAAAAAGGACUCUUAAAAAUGAUUUUUUUUUUUUUGAAGGCAAGAGAAAUCUUUUAGUGCUAACUGCCUUGAGCUGCCAAUUACCUAUUUCUGAGAAUUUGGUGACUCUUAUUGGUAAUGACGGCAUUUACAACAUUUGGCAUUUCCCCUUUUUCAGCUCAGUUACCACAGAAUGCUUCUACGCUUUACUACUUCCUCUGUAAGUCAUUUCAAUUAUGCCAGGCUAUUUGAUGAUUUCAUUUAUGUAGUAUUAGGUAACAAAGCUAAUUAUGCUAUCCUUAUUAUUGAAGGAUUAAUCUUAUGACUUAAACAUAAGCUUUGGUUAUAUUUGGGUGUAGUCUUUGGCUAAGGACCCAUUAAGACUAGUAGCAAACACUUGGAAGGUGGCUAACUGGGAUUGGGAAUACAUGUCUCAACUUGAGAAACCAAAUAGUGCUAAGGGACUCAGGAUGAUCAGACCUGUGACCUUGGCCUCAUUUGUAUCUUGUUUUAACUGAGGUGAUCAGACACUUAGUACCCUAGAAAUGGACUGGAAUUAUUGAAUCUUCUUCUGUAACAUCACAAUCUUCCUGGUUUUCAGAAUAAAAGUCUUUUUGUGCUUUUGAUAUAAAUAUAUACUCUAUAAUAAAAUGUUUGACUAAUUUAUAUAGUAGUGCUUGUCAGCCUGUACUUUUUUUUUUUUUAAACCCAUGACCUAGUCGUAGACAUUUUUUUCUUUUUGUUCUGUUCUGAAGCAAGCUCUUAUUUUUCCCUUUCUACCAAAUUGAGAGAAUGGGCAGACACAGGAGCCAUAUUCCCAGUUUCACAGAAAUGUUACUUGAAUUAUUAUUUUCCCUUUCCCAGGACUUGCCUGUAAGCAUUCAAAUUGUUUUGAAUUUCAUUUUGCCUUCUUUAAGUUAGAGGUAUUUAAUGACUGAAGACUGGUGGGAGAGAAAGUAUCAACAAACUGAGUAAACUAUUCUUGAGGGGUACUGAAAAGAUGUUCUUUGAAACUGGAUUUAUAUAUUUUUACUUGCAAAAGAAAAUACUGUGUUUUGAGUAUGAAAGUGUGAUUGGGUUUGUUGUGGGAACCACUGACUGAUGCCAUAAUUUGCACUUAAAGGCUAUAAAUUACAUAGUUAGCCAUACUUUAGUACUAGAAGCAGUAAAUUGACAUCCUUGAACUAAUUCCUACCUUUUUUUUUGUUUCUGAAGAAAUAAAAAGUAUACUAAGCAAAGGGAUAAUUAAUAUUUCAGGUUGGACAAUUUACCCUAAACAAACCAUGGAAAGUGCAAACACAUGAAUGAAACAUUUUUUUACAUCAAAGUAUCAUCAAAGAUUCUUGUUUCAUUUGAUAAAAUUAAUAUUUGAAUAAAAAAAUUUUUAAAUCAAA